AUGCUGCUGCAACGACUACUUAUUAUUGCUGUACUUGUUGCGCUUUAUGGCUCCUCCUCCGCCCUCUACCGAUCCAAAGAUGUCUUCUCUUGUUUUAUCCUCCACAGUAAUGAAUUCUUGGAGAAGUCUGGAAAUGUUCUCAUUGAAAACAUUGAUGACGUCAAUGAGUGCCUUCGGAAGUGUAUUCAAGCUCCAAUGAACCACAAGAUCAAGUGUAAAACUGUGAUGUACAAUGUGAACACUCAGAAUUGUGUGCUCUCAAAAUAUGCGAGACAUGAAAGAAAUAUCAAAAAAUCAAAGGGUCUCCAAAUAGAUCUCUACGAAAACCGAUGUGCAACCACUGAAAAUGAGACAGUCCGUUUGGCAGUGUUCACAGAGCAAACUAGAACAACAGCAGCACCGGUUAAAACAGUUGCAGUCAUAGGGAAUGUUAUUUUGACUCCAAUGAAUGCUACAACUACAAAUGCUCCAAUUAUUACCACUCAGCAAGCUGUUCCGACAACUAAUGAGUUGAGAAGAGUUCAUGCUGUCAAACAAUUCCCGCUAGAUCAGAAAAAUGGAAACGUCAUCUUCAGUAAAACUGUCUACGCAGACCAACCGUCUCCUCAACUACUCCCACAAAGACUCACUGACAAGAGGAAUCGGAACGCAAAGGUAUUUAUAUCACCCCGCCCACUCGUGGAUUCCACGUCCACAGUUGUCUCAUCCCCCACUUAUCAACAACAACAACUUCAGUUCGACGUGGCAAGAGAGAGAAGACAGAGAAGUGAGAGACCGCCCGUCGUUGAGAAUUUGGCCGCUUGCUUCAUCAAAACUCCCAAUCGGAUUCUCUACAAGUUUGAGGAAUCAAGAAUUGGUGGAGUGACAUUGGAGACAUGUAUGAGACAGUGCACACACAAUGCUCUCAAUUUCUACUGCGCUUCAAUCAAUUACAGUUUCGGAUUGAAAGUUUGCACUCUAAACGGAGGAAACUUGCAUCUCAAUGGCGGGGAGACUCUCGUCGCUUCCAGAGACUACGACUACUUUGAGAACACCUGUCAGCCACGUGGCACCACUACCACAGAAUCUUCAAUCGGUGGAUCUGGAACGAAGAAAGAGUGUUAUCGGUUGUAUAACAACUCGAUCUACAACUCUUUUGACGCUACUAUCGUUGGAGGAUUGCAAGAUCUCGAGAGUUGUGAAUCCGAAUGCUCCUGGUCUCACAUCCGUCGUCGUGAGAAGUGCCUCGGAGUCAACUGGAUUCCAACAACACGUGGAUGCAUGUUAUUCCACAAACAAAUUGAUUUCAAUAUCCUCCAACCGUCUUUCAAGGCACAGUUCCUUGCGAACACUUGUACAUAUACCACAGAUCAGUCGUCCAGCAGAUCUUCUUCAUCUUCAUCAAAAUCCGGUUCUGAUCCUGAUUAUUAUGAUCCCAACCACUAA
Caenorhabditis remanei is the source of this 1425-nucleotide messenger RNA. RefSeq lists its product as uncharacterized. The record is from RefSeq and is a predicted model, not a curated record. Bases 1 to 1425 code for a protein of 474 amino acids. The transcript is spliced from 11 exons. Lineage: Eukaryota; Metazoa; Nematoda; Chromadorea; Rhabditida; Rhabditidae.